AUGACGGGGCCCCGGUUCCUGGAGUCCCGGGCUAGGCACAUCCGGGAGACCUGGGCUAGGCGCUGCCCCGCGGUGCUAUACAUGAGCUCCCAGAGCAGCGACUUCCCCACGGUGGGGCUAAACGUGAGCGAGGGGCGCGAGAACCUGUACUGGAAAACCAUCCGGGCCUUCCAGCACAUCCACCAGCACCACCUGCUCCAGUUCGACUGGUACGACCCCGAGGAGGGCAGGAGGUACGACCCCGAGCAGCCGCUCUACCUGGGCAGAAGGUUCCGGCCCUUCGUAGCCCAGGGCUACAUGAGCGGGGGGGCGGGCUACGUUCUGAGUCGGGAGGCCCUGCGGCGGUUCGUUGAGGGUUUCCGGUCGGGUACGACCCCGAGCAGCCGCUCUACCUGGGUUAAGGUACGACCCCGAGCAGCCGCUCUACCUGGGUACGACCCUGAGCAGCCGCUCUACCUGGGCAGAAGGUUCCGGCCCUUCGUAGCCCAGGGCUACAUGAGCGGGGGGGCGGGCUACGUUCUGAGCCGGGAGGCCCUGCGGCGGUUCGUGGAGGGUUUCCGGUACGACCCCGAGCAGCCGCUCUACCUGGGGCACCACCUGCUCCAGUUCGACUGGUUCCUCAAGGCCGACGACGACACAUUCGUGGUCGUGGAGAACCUGAGCUUCCUCCUGUCCAGGGCACCACCUGCUCCAGUUCGACUGGUUCCUCAAGGCCGACGACGACACCUUCGUGGUCGUGGAGAACCUGAGCUUCCUCCUGUCCAGGUAAUGUCUGGGUUAGGGUUAGGGUUAGGGUUAGGGUUAGGGUUAGGGUUAGGGUCAGGGUUAGGUUUAGGGUCAUGGUUAGGGUUAUGGUUAGGGCACCACCUGCUCCAGUUCGACUGGUUCCUCAAGGCCGACGACGACACAUUCGUGGUCGUGGAGAACCUGAGCUUCCUCCUGUCCAGUUCAGUUUUUGAGUCUGAGUCUGAGGAAAAAGCGUCUCAUGAAGCUGCUGCUGCCGUUGAUGCUAAUGCUGGCCGCCGCCGCCCAGGGGGAAACAAACCCCGGGGGGGGGGGGACCCCUGGACCGGGGGGGACCCGGACCACUGGACCAGCUCCAGCCAGGUACAGGUAUAA
Messenger RNA from Menidia menidia (Atlantic silverside), 1119 nucleotides. NCBI's taxonomy places the organism in Eukaryota, Metazoa, Chordata, Actinopteri, Atheriniformes, Atherinopsidae. The record is from the annotation of a GenBank genome assembly.